Wyeomyia smithii (pitcher-plant mosquito) is the source of this 1098-nucleotide messenger RNA. RefSeq lists its product as uncharacterized. Gene Ontology annotation, molecular function: nucleic acid binding. The coding region runs from base 1 to 1098 and encodes 365 amino acids. The transcript has a single exon. The record is from RefSeq and is a predicted model, not a curated record. NCBI's taxonomy places the organism in Eukaryota, Metazoa, Arthropoda, Insecta, Diptera, Culicidae. Gene Ontology annotation, biological process: DNA integration.
AUGAGACAGGAAUAUUGGCCUAUUCAUGGUAAACGUGCGGUAAACUCUGUACUGCGAAGCUGUAUUCGUUGCUUCCGAUGCAAUCCGUCUCCCAUUGACCAACCUACGGGGCAGCUUCCCUCGACCCGUGUAAGCCCAAGUCGGCCCUUUUCUGUUACUGGUAUUGAUUACUGUGGCCCGUUUUACACGAAGCCCCCGCAUCGUCGCGCCGCUGCUCCCAAAGUGUAUAUUGCAGUCUUUGUCUGUUUUGCCACGAAAGCAAUGCAUCUCGAACUGGUAGGUGAUCUAUCGACAGCUGGGUUUCUUUCGGCGUUUCGGUGUUUUUCUGGUCACCACGGAAUUCCAUCUGAUGUUCACACUGACAAUGCCAAAAACUUUGCUGGAGCCAAGCACGAGCUUAACGAGCUAUACCAGAUAUUCAACGACGAAAUAAGCAAAAGGCAAAUUGGAAACGAAUUUUCUGAGCAAGCCAUCAAUUGGCAUUUUAUUCCCCCAAGAGCCCCCAAUUUUGGUGGAUUGUGGGAGGCAGCAGUACACUCUGUUAAGAGUGCGUUGAAGAGAGAAAUAGGCACCCAUCAGCUCACUCACGAAAACCUCUCCACACUUCUCGUUCAAAUAGCCGCCGCACUGAAUUCUCGCCCAUUAGUUCCGUUAUCUGAUGACCCUUCAGACCUCAAUGUUCUCACUCCUGGACACUUCUUAAUCGGAGCCCCUAUGAAGGCACUGCCUGACCGAAACCUGCUAAGUACGCUCAAAAACCGCCUGAUCCACUACCAGCAGCGAGAACAAAUGUUUCAACAAUAUUGGCAGCGGUGGAGCAACGAAUAUUUAUCUGAACUUCAAGCAACCAGCAAAGGGAUCCAGCCAACUCCAAUUCGAAUCGGCAACAUAGUUGUAUUGCGAGAAGACAACAUGCCACCAUUAUGCUGGCCUUUGGCUCGUAUCACCGAUGUGCAUCCUGGCAGCGAUGGAGUGAUUCGAGUAGUAACCGUGAAAACUGCUAAUGGUAUUUACAAGCGACCUGUAUGCCGAGUUUGUCCUUUGCCAGAUGACAAAAUUGCAACGCAGAUAAAUCUCUCGAGCCCGCAGAAGGAAUGA